This is a messenger RNA of Zymoseptoria tritici IPO323, 1299 nucleotides long. RefSeq lists its product as uncharacterized. Gene Ontology annotation, molecular function: O-methyltransferase activity. The transcript has a single exon. NCBI's taxonomy places the organism in Eukaryota, Fungi, Ascomycota, Dothideomycetes, Mycosphaerellales, Mycosphaerellaceae. The record is from RefSeq and is a predicted model, not a curated record. Bases 1 to 1299 code for a protein of 432 amino acids.
AUGUCAGCUCCACAUCCCACGACCCUGGUUGAGCUAGCCCAGCGCAUGCUCGACUAUGCAAAACAGAUCGAAGCUGCAAUUCCAUCACCGACCUUCACCAAGGACACUAUGCUGGAUCUGCCUUUGGAUCUCAGGGCAAUUCGCACCGCGGCGAUAUCUGCCAGCGACGAAUUCAACGAUCUGGUCCGUGGAUCUCGUGGGAACGAUUCGAGAAUGGACAAGUACUCCGGAAAUACUGCACUCGCUGGCAGGCUGGCUUGGCACUUUGUCAACCACUUUCGGAUGCCACAAGCCGUGCCAUUGGAAGCCGGAAGCCAGAUAUCGUACGCAGAGUUGGCUGAGAAGACUGGACUUCACGUCGACGACCUGACGCAGAUCCUGCGAUAUGCAACGACCAUACAUCUCUUCGACGAGCCCAGCGCUGGGCACGUGAGCCACAGCGCUGAUUCUCGCAACCUUGCGACGACGCCGUCCAUGUGCGAUUACAUCAGUCUUAUGACCGGAUUUCACGCGGUAGCCAACGUUCGGUACGUCGAUGCGUGUCAAAAAUGGCCAGGAUCCCAAGAGCUCAAUGAGACGGCGUUCAAUCUGGCCAUGGGGACAGACAAGCCAAUGUUCCAGUGGAUUGAGGGCCAUCCAACAUGGCCACAGACUUUUGGAGGAGCAAUGGUCGAGCGGAGCUGCGGCGUGAGCGAUACCGCGGGCACUGCUGCUGUAAGCUAUCCUUGGGAUCAGCUGGGCGAUAAUUGCAAAGUGGUCGAUGUGGGAGGAGGCAAUGGGCAUAUCUGCAUGGCGAUCGCAAGAAAGCAGCCUGGCAUCAGAUUCGUCGUGCAAGACCUGCCGGAGGUCUGUCACCAGGCGAGCCAGGCGCUACCAAAGGACCUCCAAGACCGCAUCACGUUCAUGCCCCACAGCUACCUGGAUCCUCAGCCGGUCAAAGAUGCAGACGCAUACUUCUUCAGCAUGAUAUUCCACGAUCAGUCGGACAAGUACGUUAAAAUUACCCUGCAGCAGCUCACAGCAGCGCUCAAACCCGGCGCGAGGGUGCUGUGGUGUGAUCGCUACGUGCCGGAGCAGAUUGGAUGCAGCGAUCUCUCUCGAGUAGAACUGCAGGCCACCUUGGGUACCUCUCUGGCUAUGAAGACGCUGUUGAAUGGGCGCGAGAGAACGUUGUCGGAGAAGAAGGCCUUGUUCCACGCUGCAGACGCUCGGUUCAAGUUUCUCGCUGAGCACAAGGCCACGAGCGGGAAUUCGUUCACUGUAGCGGAAGCCAUCUGGCAGCCGGACGCAGAGCAGUAG